GUAUAUUUUACAGUGUAUAGUGUGUGUCUUUUUAAGCUUAAAUUUGAUUUCAAAUGCCACCCAAACACAAUCUUGGUGUCGUAAAUGAUGGCACCACCAUCAUAGCUGUAGAAUUCGAUGGAGGCGUUGUUAUUGCUGCCGACUCGCGCACCAGCUGCCGCUCCUAUGUGUGCAAUCGUCUGGCGGACAAGCUGACGCGUCUGAGCGAUUACAUUUAUUGCUGUCGCAGCGGCACCGCUAACCAGACCCAAACCAUGGCGGAUUUUGUCGCUCAUCUGCUUAAUGUGCAGGAGAUUAGCAUGGGCAAGCAGCCGCUGGUCUAUGAUGCCGCCUGUCAGUUUCGCGAGCUCAUCUACAAGUAUCGCUCGAGCUGUGUAGCCGGCAUUAUUGUUGCCGGCUGGGAUGAGCGUCAGGGUGGCCAGGUGUAUAGCAUACCCGUUAGCGGCUUUUUAUGCCGCGAGCCUUGUGCUCUGGGCGGCUCUGGGUCAACCUAUCUGCAAGGCUUUGUUAGCUCGGAGCAUCGCACUGGCAUGAGCAAGCAGGAUUGCAUGCGCUUUGUGCUCAAGGCGGUGCGCAUGGCUAUUAAACAUGAUUGCCAUUCCGGCGGCGUAGUGCGCAUUGGUGUCAUCACGAAGGAUGGCAUGCAGUCUCAUGUCAUACCCGAAAAUGAGCUGCAGCAGUUCAGUUUUACCAAUGAAAUGUUAUGGAACUUGGAGUUUGCCGCUGAUAAGUCGUAAAAUGAAUUGCAUAACCUACACAUUUCACAUUAUCCUGGGAAAAGCAGAGCAGAGAGAAGCAAAGAAUAAUUUCAAAAUUUGAAAUUCACAAUGGGUUUCGAAAAAAUCUCGCUUAUAUUUUAAUUAACUCUCCAAUUGCUCACAAAAUUUUGCAAUUUCAGAGGCACUUUCGUGCUGAUAUUUUCAAAUUGGCGACAUCUAUUGAAAUUUUAGUCUUCCUUAAUCGCAAUCGAGAAAUUCACCAUAAUACAUUUAGGGUCGCUGAUACUUUGAGUUACAUAGUUAUAGUUUAAGUUGUAGUUUGAAAUUGUAAAAUGAAUAGU
Drosophila busckii is the source of this 1060-nucleotide messenger RNA. RefSeq names its product proteasome subunit beta type-6. The transcript has 2 exons. The record is from RefSeq and is a predicted model, not a curated record. The coding region runs from base 54 to 737 and encodes 227 amino acids. Lineage: Eukaryota; Metazoa; Arthropoda; Insecta; Diptera; Drosophilidae. Gene Ontology annotation, molecular function: threonine-type endopeptidase activity. Gene Ontology annotation, cellular component: proteasome core complex.